ACCGAGAUACUCUCUUCUCAAAUCUCAAUUAAAAAUGGCAUUAGAAGAAGAAGCAGUAGUUGUGAACAUGGAGAGCAUACAACAAAAUCAUGUUUCUGAUCAUCCUAGAGUACCAAUCCAAGAGAAGAAACAGCUUUCGUUGCAAAAGUAUCGAAGAAACGAUUCUCUUGAAAUGGAAUCUCGCACCAUCUCCCAUGCCCGUUACUCUAAAGGACCAUCAACGGCAAUAAUACUUCAACUGGCGUUUCAAAGUAUCGGAAUAGUGUACGGAGACAUCGGAACGUCCCCAUUGUAUGUGUUCUCGAGCACCUUCACUGAUGGCAUAAAGCACAAUGAUGAUAUCUUGGGAGUUCUUUCCUUAAUCUUUUACACUCUCACUCUCAUCCCUCUUCUCAAGUAUGUCUUCUUCGUCCUAAGGGCCACCGAUAAUGGGGAUGGUGGAACUUUUGCUUUGUACUCUCUAAUAUGCCGUUACGCUAGAGUGGGACUUAUUCCGAAUCAACAACUAGAGGACGCAGAUGUGUCCAAUUAUCAGCUGCAAUUGCCAAACAACCGCCGUGAGAAAAGAGCAUCAAAGGUUAAAUCUAUACUUGAGAACAGUCACUUCAUCAAGCUCUUCCUCUUAUUUGCUACUAUGCUUGGCACUUCCAUGGUCAUUGGUGAUGGUGUUCUCACCCCUUGCAUCUCUGUUUUAUCAGCUGUUGGAGGGAUCAAGCAAGCUGAUAGUCAAAUAACUGACGAUCAAAUUGUUUUGAUAUCAGUUGCUAUCUUGAUUGGCCUUUUCAUGGUUCAGAGGUUUGGAACUGACAAAGUGGGUUACAGUUUUGCUCCCAUUAUUUGUAUAUGGUUCACAUUCAUUGGAGGUAUUGGCAUCUACAAUUUCAUCACGCAUGAUGCAUCAGUUAUAAAAGCAAUAAAUCCAAAAUACAUAGUAGAUUAUUUCAUCAGGAAUAAAAAAGAUGCUUGGAUUUCUCUUGGUGGUGUUGUGUUGUCUAUAACAGGAACUGAAGCACUAUUUGCUGAUGUUGGACACUUUACGGUUCGGUCUAUACAGAUAAGUAUGUGUUCUGUGACUUACCCUGCUCUCAUUUUGGCUUAUGCUGGACAAGCAUCUUUUCUUCGCAAAAACAAUGAUCUUGUCGGUGAGACAUUCUAUAAGUCUAUACCAGACUCUCUAUAUUGGCCAAUGUUUGUGAUUGCUGUUCUGGCAGCAAUUAUUGCUUCUCAAGCCAUGAUAUCAGGGACUUUCUCUAUAAUCCAACAAUCCUUAUCAUUGGGAUGUUUUCCUCGUGUGCAAAUUGUACAUACAUCAGCCAAGUAUGAAGGACAGGUUUAUAUCCCAGAAGUUAAUUACAUCCUCAUGAUUGCUUGUAUUGCCAUCACUGUUGGUUUCAAAACCACAGCAAAAAUUGGCAAUGCUUAUGGGAUAGCAGUGGUAUUUGUGAUGACACUAACAUCCGCAUUUCUCAUACUAAUCAUGAUCAUGAUAUGGAAGACUCACAUACUUUUGAUCAUUAGCUAUGUUCUCGUCAUUGGUUCAGUGGAGCUUCUUUAUUUAAGUUCAGUUUUAUACAAAUUUGACCAAGGAGGUUAUCUUCCUCUUGCAUUUGCGGCGAUUCUAAUGUUCGUCAUGUAUGUAUGGAAUAACGUGUACCGAAAAAAAUACUAUUACGAACUUGAUCACAAGAUUUCACCUGAGAAGCUCAGAGAGGUUGUUUGUGACACAAGUUUAUGUCGAUUGCCCGGCCUUGCAAUGUUUUAUUCUGAGCUUGUUCAAGGCAUUCCACCAAUUUUCAAACAUUAUGUUGCAAAUGUGCCUGCACUACACUCUGUCCUUGUUUUCGUUUCAAUCAAAUCCUUGCCUAUUAGUAAAGUCCCAGUGGAAGAAAGGUUCCUUUUUCGCCGAGUACAACCUAAAGAACUCAAUGUAUUUCGAUGUGUUGUUCGAUACGGAUACACCGAUACGCGCAAUGAGCAAGAGCCUUUUGAGAAAAUAAUGGUUGAGAGGUUGAAGGAAUUUAUUGUUAAGGAAUACUAUUGGUCUCAAAAAGUAAUACAAGAUGGUAAAAAUGAUGAAAACUUGAAUGUUGAUGAAGCACAAGAAGUUAUUGAUGAAGAAAGAGUACAAGAGGAAAUUGAAAAAGAGAUUGAGGCAGUUGAAAAAGCAUCAAGGGCUGGUGUUGUUCACUUGAUUGGUGAAAAUGAGGUGAUUGCUGGUAAAGGAGCUGACAUUGGAAAGAGAAUUUUGAUUGAUUAUGCUUACCAUUUCUUGAAGAAAAAUUUGAGGCAGAGUGAAAAAUUAUUUGAUAUUCCUCAUAAACGUAUGGUUAAAGUGGGAAUGACUUAUGAGCUAUAAGUUUAAAUAAAAUUGUGUACAGAUAACAUUGGAAGAAAGGGACAAAUAAAAAACCGUCCCAUGGUGUAUUUUGUCUAAAAUUUAAA
Messenger RNA from Medicago truncatula (barrel medic), 2442 nucleotides. Its product is annotated as potassium transporter 5. Gene Ontology annotation, cellular component: membrane. The transcript has 8 exons. The record is from RefSeq and is a predicted model, not a curated record. Gene Ontology annotation, biological process: potassium ion transmembrane transport. Lineage: Eukaryota; Viridiplantae; Streptophyta; Magnoliopsida; Fabales; Fabaceae. Bases 35 to 2356 code for a protein of 773 amino acids. Gene Ontology annotation, molecular function: potassium ion transmembrane transporter activity.